This is a messenger RNA of Akanthomyces muscarius, 564 nucleotides long. RefSeq lists its product as uncharacterized. Lineage: Eukaryota; Fungi; Ascomycota; Sordariomycetes; Hypocreales; Cordycipitaceae. The coding region runs from base 1 to 564 and encodes 187 amino acids. Gene Ontology annotation, cellular component: nucleolus. Gene Ontology annotation, biological process: RNA processing. The record is from RefSeq and is a predicted model, not a curated record. Gene Ontology annotation, molecular function: RNA binding. The transcript has 2 exons.
AUGGCCAAAAUAAGUAGCCAACAGCUCUCUGAGCUUCUACUGCAGGCUGAACAACGCUUGGAGGGAAAUCCCACGACAACCACACCCACCGAUAAUGCCCUAGAUGGGACGGUAGCUAUUGCUCCUGUUGCUGCCGCGAUACCCAAAGAAACAGAAGGUUCCGUUCGUAUCGCGAAUAACAAGAAAACAAGCACAAAAACCAAGGAUUCUGCCGGUUCCAACUGGUUUGACCUGCCCAAGACGGUCCUCACGCCAGAGUUUAGGAGAGAUUGGCAAGUUCUCCGUAUGCGAGGCCUGCUAGACCCGAAACACCAGAAAAAGGCUUUGAGGGCGGAGACGCCAAAAUACUCCCAAAUUGGCCAAAUUAUCGAAGGCCCGGCCGACUUCUUCAGCGCAAGACUUGCCCGCAAGGAAAGACGGCAGACUAUACUUGGUGAAGUUAUGAGAGAUCAUUCGAAUGACAAGCUGAAGUCGAAAUAUGCCACCAUACAAAAGAAGAAAACGUCUGGCAAAAAGGCGUUCUACCAGAAGGUUGUCGCACAGCGGCGAAAGGGUGGCGGCUGA